Megachile rotundata (alfalfa leafcutting bee) is the source of this 1095-nucleotide messenger RNA. RefSeq names its product NADH dehydrogenase (ubiquinone) complex I, assembly factor 6 homolog sicily (gene sicily). The record is from RefSeq and is a predicted model, not a curated record. Lineage: Eukaryota; Metazoa; Arthropoda; Insecta; Hymenoptera; Megachilidae. Gene Ontology annotation, biological process: mitochondrial respiratory chain complex I assembly; biosynthetic process. Gene Ontology annotation, cellular component: mitochondrion.
AUGAUAGGUUAACAUUGAUUGUUGAGUGUGUUUACGUUUUAUCUGUUAAAAUAAAAUGUUAAUAGUAUAAAUCUUCAAAAAACAUGUUUGUUAUGAAUGGAAGAUUAUUAUGCUUCAAACGAAAUCUAGUUCUACGAAUUUCGAAGUAUUCAAGUAAAACUACAAGACAAACGCCGGCUGAAUAUUGUUUGGAAUUAGUUCGAAAACAUGAUUAUGAAAAUUUUUUAUGUACAUUAUUGCUACCACUUGAACCUAGAGCCAGUGCAUUUGUCAUUCAUGCAUUUAAUGUUGAAGUGGCUCAAGUUAGAGAUCAAGUACGUGAUUAUAAAAUAGGGGAAAUGAGAUUCAAAUUUUGGGCAGAUGCACUGAAUAAUACAUAUGAUGGGAAUCCUCCAAAAAGUCCUGUUAUGUUGGAAUUGCAUAGGGUUUUGCAGAAGUGUUCUCUCCCUAAACAUUAUUUCAAACGUUUGAUCACUGCACGGUUAGACAAACUUCAUGAUUAUUCAUUUAAUGACAUCAGUGCAGUAGAAAACUAUGCGGAAUACACUACUUCUUCUAUUUAUUAUCUUUUACUGCAAGCACAUGGUAUAAUUAAUAUUAAUGCUGAUCAUGCUGCAAGUCAUAUGGGUAAAGCACAUGGGAUUGUUAAUAUACUUAGAUCAGUCCCUUAUAAUGCCAAACAAAGGGUUAAUAUGUUACCACAAGAUAUUUUAAUGAAGCAUAGUGUUUCUACAGAAUCUAUAUUGCAAGGUGAUUUAAGUAAAAAUCUCAAAAAUGUAAUAUAUGAUGUUGCUUCUCAAGGAAAACUGCAUUUAGAUGCAGCAAUAUCUCUUAAAAAGAAUAUAGAAAAGAAAGCAAAUUUGAUCUUUUUACCAGCAGUUUGUUUAAAUAAUUAUUUAACACAAUUAAGGAAAGUAGAUUUUAAUGUUUUUGAUCCAAAGUUACAACGAAGAGAUAAUUUACUUCCUUUGCGUUUGCUUUGGAAAAAGUGGGUGUAAAAACUUGUAAAUCUUUGUAUUUCUGAGUUGAUGUACGGUGAAAUAAAUAUCAUCUUAAAAUUAUGUAAAUAAAUUACGAAACAGUUAUUUUUAUCAA